Molecule: messenger RNA, 696 nt
Organism: Penicillium malachiteum
Lineage: Eukaryota; Fungi; Ascomycota; Eurotiomycetes; Eurotiales; Aspergillaceae
Exons: 2
Coding region: 1-696 (231 amino acids)
Source: RefSeq, a predicted model, not a curated record
AUGCCAUUCCUCCCACCAGGAAGGCAAGAUCCAACGCACGCUAGACUCUAUCCGCGCCACCAUAAUCCGAACGGUUUCCUUCCUAUCGCCCCUCGUCCAUCGGGCUCUAAAAAGGACGCCCCCAAUUCUUCGCAGGUCUCAAGAUCCGGUUCUACUUCCGCUUCCGCUUCCGAUUCUUAUACUCCCGGUUCUCGUGCUCGCGACGAGCGUCUCCCUUCUUCGGCUUCGCUUCGUCGUGACUCGUCUCUUACUGCGGAGUACUGGUCUGGUUCUGAGGGAUCGGGUAAUGAACUGGAUCAGGCUCGUUCGAAUGUAAUGCUCGGCGAGGCUUCUGAUAGUAAGCAGAGUCUUGCACGUUCUGCGCCAGAUACUGAGAUGAUGGAUACGACGGUCACGGAGAACAUCUUUGAUCCACUGUACUCCCUAUUGCCUUCGUCGUCUGUCUCUACAGCUCAGUUUACGCAAACUGCGCCUAUGAUUAGUCCUCUUGAAGGUGCUAAUCCGUUUGACUUCCCGUUGGAUCCGGCGUUGGGAAUGGAUGCGGGCACUUUGAGUUAUUUGGAGGAUAUGGAUGUCGAUGUUACUGAGGGAUUGACGGAGGAUCUGUUUCAUGUGGAGGAUUGGUCGAGGUAUAUGUGGUCGCCGGAGACUGGGUUUGAGCAUUUAGAUAUGGGAUACCCCCCAGUGACACGAUGA